UUUUCUCCGUAACAGAAAUACGGAAUCUAUUAAUUUAAUCACUUACACUUAAUCAUUGAUUAUUUCCCUAAUUAAUUCUCCCCCACAAAACAAAACAAAAUCUUCAAGUUGUCAACUACACCAAGUGAUUCAAACCUCAGGGGAAGGUCGUUUCUCUUCCUAUCCACCUUCAAUUCUCCUCCCGUCUUUUUAAUUUCUUCAUCCCCAUCACAAUUUCGUUAUCAGUUUCUCAACAAUGGCGUCACUUCUCUCCACCACCACGCAAACCCCUGCAAACCACACAAAUAUGUAUGCUGACCAGGUUCUUCUUCUUUCCUUCUCCGAGCUCCUGGCCAACAUGGACUUAACAUGGAUGGCUGAUUUUCUCAAGGGCAUGGUGAAGCCGCUGGCAGCGACGGUGGUGGUGCUGUUGGCGGUGGCCUUGUCCUUCAUGCAGAAGCUGGGUUUGGGUGGAGAGAUGAUUUACUCCAUUGCUAGGGCCUUUGUCCAGCUCUCCAUUAUUGGGUUUGUUCUGCAGUUCAUUUUCACUCGGGACAAUGCUGCUUGGAUCAUUCUGGCUUACCUUUUCAUGGUAACUGUGGCUGGUUACACAGCAGGACAAAGGGCUAAGCAUGUCCCUAGAGGGAAGUAUGUUGCUGGGGCUUCCAUACUGGCUGGAACCUCAGUCACAAUGCUCCUGCUUAUCUUGCUCAGAGUCUUCCCAUUCACUCCAAGAUACAUCAUCCCUGUUGCAGGAAUGAUGGUAGGAAAUUCAAUGACAGUAACCGGGGUUACAAUGAAAAGACUUCGCGACGAUAUUCGAACUCAAAUGAAUCUGGUAGAGACAGCAUUGGCUCUCGGGGCAACCCCGCGCCAAGCAACACUUCAGCAGGUGAAGAGAGCUUUGGUGAUUUCCCUGUCUCCGGUUCUGGACAAUGCGAAAACCGUGGGUCUCAUCUCGCUUCCCGGUGCCAUGACCGGGCUUAUAAUGGGAGGAGCUUCUCCUCUGGAGGCCAUUCAGCUGCAGAUUGUUGUGAUGAACUUUCUCAUUGGUGCAUCUACAGUUAGCAGCAUCUUGUCAACAUAUCUGUGUUGGCCUGCCUUCUUUACCAAAGCUUAUCAGUUAGAGACCAAGGUCUUCUCCUCAGAAUGAGGAUUUUAUAGUGCCCUUAAUUACAGAAUACAGAUUGAAAAAUGCACAAAAUUAGGCCUCCCAAGGCACACUUGAGGGUCUAGUAGUAGCUAUGCAGUGUAGCCAUAUUUGAAGUGAUAGAUUGUACAAUGUCUAUCAAUCGGUCACUCUGUUUCUCUCGGCGACAAAAAUAUGCAUUUGUGAUGUUGUUUAAUUAUUGUGGGCCAUAAUAAACACAUACUUGGAAAAA
Messenger RNA from Prunus avium (sweet cherry), 1361 nucleotides. NCBI's taxonomy places the organism in Eukaryota, Viridiplantae, Streptophyta, Magnoliopsida, Rosales, Rosaceae. The record is from RefSeq and is a predicted model, not a curated record.